Molecule: messenger RNA, 1177 nt
Organism: Camellia sinensis
Lineage: Eukaryota; Viridiplantae; Streptophyta; Magnoliopsida; Ericales; Theaceae
Source: RefSeq, a predicted model, not a curated record
CCAAAAAAAAUAAAAAAAAUGAAAUUAUUUUUUACAACGGCUCUUUAAACGGCUAUUUGCCAAACGGUAAUAAAUUUCAUUUCUAUAAAUUGAAACCUUUCCUUCACUUUUAUUUCACACAAAUAUUUACAUUUAAUUUUUCUUUUCUCCUCUCCUCUCCUCUCUUCUUUGAAUUUAAUUUCACAACAAACCUCUUAAAUUAUAUUCUUUUUAGUUUUUUCAUCCAAUCACUAUGGAAGGUUCAUCAAAAACAAAGAGAGGAAAAUCAUUCACCGUUGAAGAAGAUAUGGCAAUUUGUAAAUCUUGGUGUCACAUUUCGGAAGACCCAAUUGUUGGCAAUUCGCAAUCGUAUGCUCACUUUUGGGGAAGAAUUUACGAAAAUUUUUGCCUGCUUCAGAAUGAUCAGUCCAGAACACAAGUGUCUAUUCAAUCUCGAUGGGGUAUAAUCAUGAAAUGUUCUAACAAAUUUCGGGGAUGUUUAACACAAGUCGAAAAUCUUCACCCAAGUGGGAUUUCUCAAGUUGAUAUAAUGCUUCAAGCAAAACUUUUAUACCAUCAAGAUGAAAAGAAACAUUUUGCUUUUGAACAUUGUUGGUCAAUCUUGCAAGACAAUAUCAGGUGGCAAGAUGUAACUCCUACGAAUACGGUGAAGUCAAGGAUACAUACACCAUUUUCCCCUGAUUCAGCCCCCGAUUCCCCUAUGGAUAAUUGCAUUUCUCUUGAAGAUGACACCAGUCCAAGUGUUGGUAACAAUCCAACUGUUGGUGAGGGUAGUGUCUCUGCAAGGGGUAAAAGGCCGAUGGGUAAGAAAUCUGCAAAAGAAUUAUUUUGGAAAAAUCAAGUCGUUCAAGCUGAAGUUCAAAAUAUGAGCACACAAUUGGACACAUUUAACCAAUUCCUUGCUCAGAAGGAAAAGAAAAAAGAUGAAAGAGAACAAAAAAGGAUUGAAGCACGGCAAGAGAUGAAAGAACUUGAGAUGAAAAAACAUGAAUUUGAGAUCAGAAAACAAGAACAUGAGAUGAAAAAGGAAGAACAUAUGAUAAUGACUAAGGAUAUUUCUCAUUUGGACCAUCAGAUGAAAGCGUAUUACACAAUGCGAAAAAAUGAGAUUUUCGCCAAGUGGUCCUCAAAUGUGAACAGCCCAAAUUUUUAUUUCCCCCUACCUCCUGAUGAAUAA